UGUAAAAUCAUACUUCGUAUAUUUACUACGUUUAUAAAAGAACUAUAGUUAAAGUAGCUAUAUAAAUAGUGAAUUAUUCUAGUCCAGAGAGAGUAAUUUAUUAAAAAAAAAAAAGUAUGUCAUAUGGAGAGAGUAAUUUAUUUGGAGUAAUAAUCAUCGAUAAAAUCUUAAAAUGUAAUUACUUAUCCAAUGAUCCAAUCCCUAUGGACAUGGAUUUGUAUUGAAGAAAGAAUAUAAGCAUAUACCUCUGCCAAUAAAUUUCAUUUGUGUUUUUUCAUCGUCUUGUUUGUGAGAUGAUGGACAACCCUCCACUCUCUGAUGUUGUUGCAUCUCUCCUCCAUAAACUGGAACCCUCUAAUCUUUCAAAAUGCAAAUUCCCACCAGAUUUGGAAAAUGAUCUUACAAAACUGAAAGAUGCACUGCCCCUUCUGCUUGACCCUAGCCGCACCCCCGAUUUAUCUUUAUCCACUGAUGAUGAUCUCGAGUACUCUGUUCGCAGGGUAGAUAAUUUACUGGAUCUUCAUUUUGAUGAGAGUUCUUUAAUUUUUGAAGACGAUGUAGAAGAAGAGAAGAGGUUUGAGGAGCUGAGGUUGGUUAUCUCACGCUUGGCGCCACUGUUUAAAAGUUGUUCUGAUCCUAGUGAAAUUACAGAGUUUGAGUUGCCUGAAAAUGUUGAACGACUUCCGCCCCAUCUUUUUAGAUUAGUUGUGUAUUGCUCAAUUUAUCCUAAAGGUCAUAGAUUUGUCAGAGAAACUCUGGUCUAUAUGUGGAUGGCUCUGUAUCUCAGUCCCGCAGAUAUCGGAAAGCGGCAUUUUGAAGAGCUGCUUUCCAGAGGGAUAUUUGAAAAGCCCGUGUCUGUUUUUGGUAAUGGAAACAGCAGAAGCGUAUACAGCUGCGAGAUGAGCCCUGUCGUCCAUGACGCAGCACGCCGCCUUGCAGCUGAAGAGGUAGCCGUGUUCAAUACACGUACUACUGAUGGUUCCUCUUCUGCAGUUGUUAGACAACGGACUAAGCAUGUAGCAUUCCGCAAGAACGGGUUUUCACGGGUUAACCUGGAAAAGGUGAUCCAGAAUUUUAAAAACACUACUUCAUUAUUGAUGUUCUCUAGUCACUGGGAUGCAUUUUUUGGCGGAUCUGCAGGUCAAAUUGUAAGAUUGGAUAAUAUAAGACGGCUUUGUGUAUUGGACUUAUCUGGAUGCCAAUUUAAGAAGCUUCCACCUAUCCAUCUAUCUUCCUUGUCAGGGAAUGUUCUUCUCGAAAGCUUUUCUUUUGAGUUCUUUCCGCUCGUGGAGACAUUAGAUAUUCAUGGAUGUGUUCGAUUGGAAAAUGUCGAGGGUUUAAGAUUACCAAGGAAUUUGAGUAAUUUAUACUUGACAUCCCGGCAAUCAUCUUUGCCUUCUCGUUCCCCCCAAAUAAUGUUAUUAGAACUCUCUCACUGUGUGCAUUUGAUCGAAAUUGAAUAUCAUGUAGUAGUGAGAAAAUUGCGCAUAUUUGACUGCCCAAGCCUUAAAACACUUCAUAUCAAUUACUUUGAGGAAUUGGUUCUGCAUAAUUGUGCUAGUCUAGUUCUAGACUUUGGAAAGGAACACAUAGCAGGACCGGAACCUACAGUAAGAUUUAUUAAGAGAAACAGGGAAGAAUAUUUUUCCUUUCUCAAAAGAUUGGAACUAGUAGGUCUUCCAAUGGUUCGGUUGCCUGACUGGGUUCAAUUCGCCAAGGUUCUUGAGUAUUUCAUGAUUGCAGAUUGUCCACAGCUACAACAGCUAGAAAGUUUGAAAUACCUUAGAUCUCUUCAGGAAUUAUACAUCUAUAAUUGUCCGAAUUUGCGAUCUAUACCUUAUAACGCACUCUACUCACUUCCUAACCUCAGCUUACUCGAUGUCAGAAAUUGCCCAAACUUCAAUGGAAGACCCACAUGGUUCUCCAAUAUUCAGGGACAAGAGCACUCUUAAAAGUUUAUCUUGAUGGACAAAUCUACAAGUUUUCACCAAGUCAGGCAAGUUCAUUUUAGUUUUUUUCUCAAUUCAAUUGCUCAUGCUGACAUGGUUAUUGAGAGAAUGUAGUACAAAGUAUUAUUUUAAUUUUUUUUUGGUGAACUAAUUAUUAUUGAUAACAGACCACAUAUGUUGAUUAGGACACAAAUUAAGGAAAAAUCAUAGAAAAAUUUUAAAAAACACCAUUUUGUGAAAAUUGAAGGGAUGAGAUUCAGGAGAGAGAAGAGUGGUGGGAGGAGUGGACAAUGGAGGCGAUGAUGGAGAAGAAAGAUAAAUAUCAAGUCAAUGCCGAAAAACGUGAAAAACUAAGAGCAAACACAAUGGUUAACCACAAUCUUUUGGUUAUUAUUUAUUUUAUGGAAAAUGCUAUACAUAGCCCUUAA
Messenger RNA from Chenopodium quinoa (quinoa), 2377 nucleotides. Its product is annotated as putative disease resistance RPP13-like protein 1. The coding region runs from base 294 to 1952 and encodes 552 amino acids. Lineage: Eukaryota; Viridiplantae; Streptophyta; Magnoliopsida; Caryophyllales; Amaranthaceae. Gene Ontology annotation, biological process: defense response to other organism. The transcript is spliced from 2 exons. The record is from RefSeq and is a predicted model, not a curated record.